Erythranthe guttata (spotted monkey flower) is the source of this 1407-nucleotide messenger RNA. Its product is annotated as uricase / urate oxidase / nodulin 35. The record is from RefSeq and is a predicted model, not a curated record. Gene Ontology annotation, cellular component: peroxisome. Gene Ontology annotation, molecular function: urate oxidase activity. Gene Ontology annotation, biological process: urate catabolic process; purine nucleobase catabolic process. Lineage: Eukaryota; Viridiplantae; Streptophyta; Magnoliopsida; Lamiales; Phrymaceae.
GAAUUAACAUAUUUUAUUUAAAUAAAUAAACCACCACCAAUAAUUUGUUUGGAUGCAAUUUGGCCAUACUGUCAGGGGUACAGUGGUCUUCUUAGGUUUUUCUGUUAAUGGAAUUGAGGGAAUCUGUGUGCUGUACUGCUAUUUAAUGAAAUUUACCCAAAAAAAGAAAAAAAACCAAUUUGCCGAAACAUAGCGAGUUAAAGCGACGCGCCGACGCGUAAGACUGAAAGCAAGUUUUCACGGAGGAGACCGGCUGAGAUUCGACGCGCGGUCAGUAGAUUUGAAGAAAACCGGCUAUGGAGGGAUUGAAAUUGGAGCAGAGGCACGGGAAAGCUAGGGUCAGAGUUGGUAGAGUGUGGAGGGAAGCGAAUGGACGCCAUCUAUUCGUCGAAUGGAACGUCAGCAUCAGCCUUCUCUCCGAUUGCCUCGCCGCCUACACACGCGCCGACAACUCCGAUAUCGUCGCCACCGAUACCAUGAAAAACACGGUAUACGUAAAAGCGAAAGAAUGUAAGCAGCCGAUUUCGGUGGAGGACUUCGCCAUUGUACUUGGGAAGCACUUCACAUCGUUUUAUCCGCAGGUAUCUAGUGCUAUAAUCAACAUAGUUGAGAAGCCGUGGGAGCGGAUUUACAUAGAUGGUCAACCUCAUCGACAUGGUUUCAAGCUCGGAUCUGAGAAACACACAACUGAAGUCAUCGUAAAGAAGUCCGGCUCCCUGCAGGUUAUUUCUGGUAUUGAAGGUUUGGCGGUGCUGAAGACAACCCAAUCGGGUUUUGAAGGAUUCAUAAGGGACAAGUAUACAAUAUUGCCCGAAACACGAGAGAGGAUGCUGGCAACAGAAAUCUCUGCGUCUUGGAGGUACCCUUUUGAGAAUCUUGCAAGCGUCCCUGCAAAACAAUCUUACUUCAUGGAGAAAUAUACGGAUGUAAAAAAGGUUUUACUCGACACUUUCUUUGGCCCUACUAAAGAAGGAGUCUACAGCCCAUCUGUUCAAAGUACUCUCUAUUAUAUGGCAAAGGCCGUACUUGCCAGGGUUUCUGAUGUAUCGUCGGUUAAGUUGAAAAUGCCGAAUAUUCACUUUCUACCAGUCAACUUAUCGAGCAAAGAUAAUCCUGUAAUUGUUAAGUUUGAGGAUGAUGUUUUUUUACCGACGGACGAACCACAUGGAUCGAUCGAGGCCACCCUGAGUCGCAUACAGUCCAAGAUUUGAAAUGCACUGCCUGAGCAGAUUUACGUAGUUCAUUGUCUGGGAAUAAAUUAAAUCCUUUUUUCUUUGUAAUAAGUUUGCCAUGUGUUUUUCAACCUCUUCGGUGUUUCGAUCAAGUAGUUUAACUCUCAGUGUAACCUUCUUCCAACCUUUUGUAUUUACUGUACAUACUUUUGUGAAUGUACAUUUCAUUUUCUCA